Arxiozyma heterogenica is the source of this 963-nucleotide messenger RNA. It is a transcript of the gene GTR1, whose product is annotated as Rag GTPase GTR1. The transcript has a single exon. Lineage: Eukaryota; Fungi; Ascomycota; Saccharomycetes; Saccharomycetales; Saccharomycetaceae. Gene Ontology annotation, molecular function: GTP binding; GTPase activity. Gene Ontology annotation, cellular component: nucleus; fungal-type vacuole membrane; Gtr1-Gtr2 GTPase complex. Gene Ontology annotation, biological process: negative regulation of autophagy; cellular response to starvation. The record is from RefSeq and is a predicted model, not a curated record. Bases 1 to 963 code for a protein of 320 amino acids.
AUGAGUAAUUUAUCUAGUUCAAAUAAUAGGAAGAAGUUGUUAUUGAUGGGGAGAUCAGGAUCCGGUAAAUCAUCUAUGAGAUCUAUCAUAUUCAGUAAUUAUAGUGCAUUCGAUACCCGUAGAUUAGGGGCCACUAUUGAUGUAGAACAUUCACACCUUAGAUUCCUGGGUAACAUGACUCUAAAUUUAUGGGAUUGUGGGGGUCAAGAUGUCUUUAUGGAAAACUAUUUCACAAAACAGAAAGAUCAUAUAUUUCAAAUGGUUCAAGUGCUUAUUCAUGUCUUCGAUGUUGAAUCACAAGAAGUUAUGAAAGAUAUCGAAAUCUUCAUGAGAUCUUUGAAACAAUUGAAAAAAUAUUCACCCAACUCGAAGAUCUUCGUCCUAUUACAUAAGAUGGACUUAGUACAAUUGGACAAAAGAAACGAAUUAUUUGAAAUUAUGAUGAAUAAGUUGACGGAAACUGCCAAACAGUAUGGGUUCCCCAAUAUUGUCGGUUUUGCCACCUCUAUUUGGGAUGAAAGUUUGUAUAAAGCUUGGUCGCAAAUCGUCUGUUCUUUAAUACCAAAUAUGUCGAUAUAUCAAUCGAAUUUGAUUAAAUUUAAAAAUCUCUUGGACGCAUACGAAAUUAUUCUUUUUGAAAAGACGACUUUCCUAGUGAUUUGUUCCAGUAAUAACAAAACCGGUGGUGAUAACGGUGAUAAUGAUAAUCAGUCAAAUGUUAAAGAACUCGGUUCAAUAAAGAUUGAUCCAAAAAGGUUUGAGAAGAUUUCAAAUAUAAUGAAGAAUUAUAAACAAAGUUGUACAAAAUUGAAAAGUGGGUUUAAGACAUUAAUAUUAAAUGAUUCUAUCUAUGUAAGUGAAAUCUCUUCAAAUAUGGUUUGUUUCAUUGUAUUAAAUAAUUCAAAACAACCACGACAACUGAUAUUAGAAAAUAUUAAAAAGGCAAAAGAAUUCUUUCAAUAG